This is a messenger RNA of Tyto alba (common barn owl), 1864 nucleotides long. It is a transcript of the gene CLEC14A, whose product is annotated as C-type lectin domain containing 14A. Gene Ontology annotation, molecular function: extracellular matrix protein binding; extracellular matrix binding. Bases 37 to 1212 code for a protein of 391 amino acids. Gene Ontology annotation, biological process: cell migration. NCBI's taxonomy places the organism in Eukaryota, Metazoa, Chordata, Aves, Strigiformes, Tytonidae. Gene Ontology annotation, cellular component: external side of plasma membrane; extracellular matrix. The transcript has a single exon. The record is from RefSeq and is a predicted model, not a curated record.
GGCAGCCCGCGCCCCUCGGCCCGCCGCGCCGCCGGGAUGAGGCGGGCCGGGCCCUGGUGCCUGCUCCUGGCCGCGGCCUGCGCCCUGGGCCGGCCCCCGCCGCCGCGGGCUGCCGUGCGCUGCCUGCCCGCCGGCGCCUGCUUCAGCGCCCACCUGGCCAACGGCUCCUACGCCGAGGCGCGCAGCGCCUGCAGCCGCCGGCGGGGCGGCCUGGCCUGGGUCAGCGGCGAGCCGGAGCUGCGCCUGCUGCUGGGGCUGCUGGCGGAGGCGGCAGGGCGUCCCGCGCCCUCGCUCUUCUGGGUCGGGCUGAAGAGGAACGCCUCCGCCUGCACCGACGCGGCGCGGCCGCUCCGCGGCUUCUCCUGGGAGGGCUCCUCCGACGGGGCGGCCCCGCCGGAGCUGCCGGCGGCGCUCGGCCGGUGGGCGAAGGAGCCCGUGCGGUCCUGCCUGACCGCCCGCUGCGCCGGGCUGCAGCUGGACGCGGCCCCGGCCCCCGGCGACGCCCCCGGCUGGGGCUGGAAGGAGCGGCUCUGCCAGCGGGAGAGCCAGGGCUACGCCUGCAAGUACCAGUACGAGGGCGCCUGCCCCGACCUCCGCCCCGCGGGCGCCCUCGACCUCGACUACCGCCUCCCCUUCGAGGAGCGCAGCGCCGGCCCCGGCUUCAGCCCGCCGGGCACGGCGCUGGCCGUGGCGUGCCCCGGCGGGGAGGUGCGCCUCGCCUGCCGGUCCCGGCCGGGCGGCUUCGCCUGGGAGGGCGCGGAGGAGCCGCUCUGCCCCUGCGGCCCCCGGGGCCCCGGCAGCGGGCGGUGCGCCCGGCCCCCCGGCUGCCUCCGGAGGCUUUGCCUGCGCCUGCAGCCCGGGCGGGCGGGACGGGACGGCCCCCACCGCCGCGGGCGGCCCCGCGGAGCCGCCGGGCGCAGCGGCAGAGGAGAGACGUCCAGCAGCUCCGCGGGGCCGCCCGUCGCCACCACCGCCGGCGGAGAGAAGAGGGCCGCUCCGCCCUCCUCCUCCUCCUCCUCCUCCAACUACGUUUUCGUUCUGGUGACGGUCGCGGUGGUGGUGCUGGUCAUCCUGGUCAUGACCGUCCUGGGGGUCUUCAAGCUCUGCUUCAACAAGAAAGCCGAGGGCCGCGGGGACAAGGAGCUGCGGGAGGCCGGGAGCAAGGCGGAGGCGGGCUCCGCGGAGCCGUGCGGAGCGGCGGGCGGCGAGUAGCCCCGGGGCGGCGGGGGCCCGUCCCGCGGGGCUGCGCCGGGAGGCAGCUCCCACCCGCGGCAGCGCUCGGCUCCCCCCGUCUCUUGCCCCCAGCCCCGGCUGCCGCGGGGAGCCGCGGAAGAGGCACCGUGGGACGUGGGACCUGCAGCUCGUCAGGCGUGGGGGGGCGCGCGGCCGACCCCUUUUCGGGGGCUUGAACGGGGAGGACAGUCAGGAGUUUUUGUCGGUCUGAGAACCAUGUAUUUAGGUGCUGAUAUUAAGUAACACAUAAAUAUAGUGGCCUGGCUGACAGAAGGAUUGCUUAUCUGCAGCUGCAACAGUUGCGGGUUUUUAAUCUCGGAAAUUUGUUCGGGUGCCUGCCGUGGAGCAAGUGUAAAGGGGAGCACUUUGAAUGCUAGUGUCUUGUAAUUUCUUGUCUGAGUGGUACUUGCAGGCUCUCAUUUUCUUUCUAAUUGCUGGAACGUUUGGAGAUGUGAACUGCCAUAAUUUUGGAGGAAACCUUGACCCAUACUUUUCAGACUGACGUUCGUAUACAUGAAGAGCAUUUCUAUACUUAGAAGGUCAUUAAAUUGCUGAAGAAGUGGGAGGUUAAUGGGGAGUCAGUUUUAUACUUCAGCUGAUGAAAAGAAUAAAGGGUGAUUUAAAACCUAAA